ACAGGCUGCGUGCAAUCCUCGUUUUCUCCCUUUGUGCUGAUUGUCGAAAUAACAGUGCUGUUAGGAUGCUGGAGCAAAGCAGGAGCGUAUCAUCAGGACCGCAAGUCUGAGUGGGAUGGAGACACUGAGUGAGAUGUAAAUGGAGAAGCAAAAGUGUCACCAACAGAUAUUGGACAUCCAUAUGAUUUUAAAGUGCUCUGUAUUAAAACGUAACCAGCAUCACUUCUCUCUGAAGUAAUCCAUUACUGACAAUUAAUGUCAAACUGCGUGCUGGAGCAGCUUCAUGCUGCCUCGCUGAGUGAAAUACGGCUAAUGGAAAGAAAGCCUUAUAAGAUCCAGCUCAUCAAAAUACACCUAAAUGCAGCAUAAUGCCUUCAAAAGUGUCAUGUUUGUACCUGCUGACAGUGGUCUGCUGGGCGAGCGCUCUGUGGUACUUGAGCAUAUCUCGCCCAACAUCCACCUAUGUCGGCCACAUGUCUCUGCCUAUACGUAAGACUGCGAAAACCCAUAAAAACCUCACAACGUUCACCAACAUCCGCACCCGCUCCCUUAACCCACACGCCUUUGAAUUUGUCAUCAAUGAGCCGAAGAAGUGCGAAAGCGUAACUCCCUUCCUGGUCAUCCUUAUUAGCACCACGCACAAGGAGUUCGAUGCGCGACAGGCCAUCCGGGAAACCUGGGGGGAUGAGAGCACCUUCAGCGACAUCCACAUCCUCACCAUCUUUCUGCUGGGCAAGAACACGGACGCCAUCCUGAACCAGAUGGUGGAGCAGGAGAGCCAGAUCUUCCAUGACAUAGUGGUGGAGAACUUUAUCGAUUCCUACCACAACCUUACCCUCAAGACCAUGAUGGGUAUGCGCUGGGUGGCCACCUACUGCCCCAAAGCGCAGUAUGUCAUGAAGACAGACAGUGACAUCUUUGUCAAUAUGGACAAUCUGAUCUACAAGCUCCUAAAGCCCAGCACCAAGCCGAGGAGGAGAUAUUUUACCGGCUAUGUUAUAAAUGGUGGUCCCAUAAGGGAUAUGCGCAGUAAGUGGUACAUGUCCAGGGACUUGUAUCCUGACAGUAAAUACCCACCUUUCUGCUCAGGCACUGGCUACGUGUUCUCAGCAGACGUAGCUGAGCUCAUCUACAAGACUUCACUACACACAAGACUGUUGCACCUGGAGGAUGUGUAUGUGGGACUGUGCUUGCGUAAGCUGGGUAUACACCCGUAUCAGAACAGUGGUUUUAAUCACUGGAAAAUGGCCUACAGUCUGUGCAGAUACAGGCGGGUUUUCACUGUGCACCAGAUCUCCCCGGAGGAGAUGCACCGCAUUUGGAAUGACAUGUCCAGCAAGAAGCACCUGAGAUGUUAGGGGACAUGAGGACCACCGAACAACAACUUAACGUUUUUUUUUUUCCUGCCUUUUUUUUCCCUCUCCUUUUCAAUUUGAAUCAUGCUGAGUAAUGUAAAAAAAACAUUGAGGGCUGCUGCAAGUGUCUAUUUCAUGACAGAUGUUUUCAUCAAAGUCCAUCAUUGUCUGUUUCUGUUGAUUACACCUCACGAUUGUUAACGAAUGCAUGAGGCUUGUAAAGCGCGUAUUCUCAUGCAUAAUUAAAAUGUGGUGUCGUUCCUGAAAGUAAUUUUUUUUUUAUGUAUUCCAGGUCCAAUCUAAGCAAACAUUUUUUUAUAAGCAUUAAGUCGGUCAGCGUUAAGUAGUGUGGCCUAAUGUGUAGAGGCAGUGUUUCAGUCAGAUGACCUUGGUUCGAGCCCUCACACUGACAACAUUCAGCCCUGUUAAAGUGUCCUUGAGCAAGACACUGAAUCUGCACCAGCUGCAUGGCUGCUGACUUAGCACCCUGAUCUUCCUGCAGGAGUGCAAGCCAAAAUAACUUCAGUGCAGGAAUCUAAAUAUUAAAUUACCGUAUUACAUCUAUAAUGUUAUGCAUUUUAAAAGUAUUAUUUAGAAAGGAGAGUUCCAGAUCAGUGAGAAUGCAAAUGCUAAUCCUAUACAACAACAAACCAGGUCGUCUGUUGAGAUAAAACUACAUAUACACUAAAUGCUGCUCUCUACCUUCUUUUGGUCUUUAUGAUGAACACAGUCGGAUACAAAUCUGAAAAUAAGCUGCAGUAUAUUAUUAGUCUACAAACAGAACAAGUCAAAAGAUAAUUUAAUGUUUUGCAAUCGGUAUUUUUUUCCUUUAGCAGUGGUAAAUAGUGAAAGUUUUAGCUGAAUUUGCUGGAUGUUUUUUUUCACAGCUUUGUCUGAUGUUUUUGUUUACAUAUUUUUGUUUACAUCUCUGGAAAAAGUCAGAUGUGAAGUUUUUUUUUUUUUUUUUAAUCUCUUUGACAUUUUUAUAUAAUUGUGUUUGUCAGCUACCAGCUACUGGCUUCUCAUUACUUCAGCUACCGCUUUUGGUUUAUAUAUGCUGUGCAGCUCCUCCACACAUCAAGAGAAAUACAGUAUCAUGUUGUGAAAGUAUGAGUUUAACUGUAGCUAAGACCAUUACAGACUGGAUGUAUUAUCAUAUGUAUCUGGCAUAUCAGUGAUUACUGCUACUGACAUCAUUUUGUUUCUCAGAAAACGUGGCUUUCAUUGCCAAAUGUUCAUUUCCUUUUCCAAAAGUUCUGUAGUAUUAUAAGCUAAUGUGACAUUUACUGUGAAAGCAUCAACAAGGGGUUGUUGUCAUAUUGUAUGUUUUUUAUAUUAAAAAACAAAUACUUGAAUAAUUAAAGUUAUAUUACUGCUUUUACUUGUUACUUACUUCAAGUCCACAUUUCCAGACGGUUACUUUGAAGGUUUAUUGAAGGUUUCUUUUAAUGUUGAUGUACUUGCAAUUAAAAGAUCAGGUUGUUUUACUUUCUGGAUGACACAUUUGAAAAGACUGAAAUUACAAGAUAAGGAUGAUAUUAG
Messenger RNA from Larimichthys crocea (large yellow croaker), 2897 nucleotides. RefSeq names its product UDP-Gal:betaGlcNAc beta 1,3-galactosyltransferase, polypeptide 1b (gene b3galt1b). Gene Ontology annotation, cellular component: Golgi membrane. Lineage: Eukaryota; Metazoa; Chordata; Actinopteri; Sciaenidae. The transcript has 3 exons. The coding region runs from base 369 to 1358 and encodes 329 amino acids. Gene Ontology annotation, biological process: protein O-linked glycosylation. The record is from RefSeq and is a predicted model, not a curated record. Gene Ontology annotation, molecular function: N-acetyl-beta-D-glucosaminide beta-(1,3)-galactosyltransferase activity.